Aspergillus affinis is the source of this 1221-nucleotide messenger RNA. RefSeq names its product S-adenosyl-L-methionine-dependent methyltransferase. The transcript is spliced from 4 exons. NCBI's taxonomy places the organism in Eukaryota, Fungi, Ascomycota, Eurotiomycetes, Eurotiales, Aspergillaceae. Bases 1 to 1221 code for a protein of 406 amino acids. The record is from RefSeq and is a predicted model, not a curated record.
AUGUUCGAAGUGGUAGAACGCUUCGGAAAUGCGGAUUCAAUCCCCCUUGGGAUGGAUAUCGCCGACGAUAAAUCGUGUCUCAAUCGGUACCCGUUGAAACUGUUUCUGGGUCCGGGCUUGACUCCUGAUGGGGAGGAGGGGUUUUUACGGCAUUUGAGAAGGUGGAAUUUGCAGGCUGUGUAUCAGGCAAUCGAGACAGCUGCGUGGAGAGACAUUCUGGUAUCGUAUGUUCAAACUACUGAGGAUAUGUCGGUGUCGAUAGAUUGGCAGAAAUGGAUGAUAGGGGAGGUUGAGGCGGAGGGGAGGGAGGUGCAGACCUUUCAGCUGGAGACGGGACACUACUCUAUGAUUACGAUGGUGGAUGAGGUGGUCUAUAUUCUCAAGGAGAUUGUGAAGAGGGACCGGGUUGGUCAGAUCUGGUUGAUCGACUUGGCAGAAACAUCGCCUCCAUCGGUUCAUCUGGACGGAUUUGAUAUUACACUUGACGCUACACCACCGUCUAAAUGGCUGCCUGACAACAUGACGCUCCAGCACUGGGAUGUUCGGACCGAGCCCCCACGCGAGUGGAUGGGCACAUACGACGUCGUGCACAUUCGACUGUUCGCUCUAGUUUUUGACGAUCGCCAACUGUCCUCUCUCUUGAAGAUAUUAAGAAAGCUGCUGAAACCAGGCGGCUAUCUCCAGUGGGCCGAAGUCGACAUGUCAUCCUGUCGCAUCGAGAAGACACACUCAUCCAGCAAAGUUGACGCAAUGAUCGAGCUCUUGAGGCACUGUAACAAAGAAUACAUCAAAGAGGAAUGGAGCUGGUGCCCGAAACUCCCGGAUAUGUUCCUGCGGGAAGGAUUCGAAAAUAUCCGGCAGCAUAUCUGGGAAACGCCGUCCCACCUGCUAACUCCGACUCACGAAUGUAGUCUCUUCCUUUUAGACUCAUGGGUACGUAGGAUGAUGGGUGGCACAGGCCAGGGAGCCAAAUACAGGGCCCUAAUUCAGCAGGUCGAAAGAGAGGCUAGUCAGAGCUCUGUUUGGAAGUUCACGAGGUGGACAGUGCUUGGUAGGAAGCCUUUCAAAGACACCAGUGUUGAGGGAUUUGAGACGAUCCCUUUUGAUAAGGACGCUCAUCCAGGUUCCCCUUUUAUCAGUAUUUGUCAGCAGUCUAACCCAGAUAGGAAGCCUCUUGAGAAGGUGGAUGCAGCCCCUUUUCCUAUCCACAGUAGAGAUUAA